Molecule: messenger RNA, 2223 nt
Organism: Lepus europaeus (European hare)
Lineage: Eukaryota; Metazoa; Chordata; Mammalia; Lagomorpha; Leporidae
Product: ras and EF-hand domain-containing protein
Exons: 17
Coding region: 1-2223 (740 amino acids)
Molecular function (GO): GTP binding; GTPase activity; calcium ion binding
Source: RefSeq, a predicted model, not a curated record
AUGGAGGCGGACGGGAACCCGGAGGAGCUGGCCCAGCUGCGCUCGGUCUUCGCCGCCUGCGACUCGAACCGCUCCGGGCGCCUGGAGCGCGAGGAGUUCAGCGCUCUGUGCGCGGAGCUGCGCGUGCGGCCCGCGGACGCCGAGGCAGUGUUUCAGCGGCUGGACGCGGACCGCGACGGUGCCAUCACCUUCCAGGAAUUCGCGCGCGGCUUCCGCGGGGCCCGGGGCGGGGGCCGGCGUCGGGGCUGGGGGCCGCGGGAGUCCUCUCCCGCCGCAGCGGACGUGGGCACUGAGGCUGAAGACAGAGGGGAAGACGAGAGUGACGAGGACGCGGCGGCCGCGCGAGCCGCCCCGUGGGACACGGCGAGGCCCGGUUGCGCCUGGCAGGACUUCCAGGCGCGACUCGGGGACGAAGCCAAGUUCAUCCCCAGGGAAGAACAAGUUGGUAUCCUAUAUCAAAACAUCAACCUCGUGGAGCCAAGACUGAUUCAGCCGUAUGAACAUGUCAUAAAGAACUUUAUCCGUGAGAUCAGACUUCAGAGCACAGAAAUGGAAAACCUGGCCAUUGCAGUGAAGAGAGCUCAGGACAAGGCAGCCAUGCAGUUGAGUGAGUUGGAAGAGGAAAUGGAUCAGAGGAUUCAGGCUGCAGAACAUAAGACACGGAAAGAUGAAAAACGCAAAGCUGAGGAAGCUCUCACUGAUCUCAGACGUCAGUAUGAAACAGAAGUAGGGGAUCUGCAGGUGACAAUAAAAAAACUAAAAAAGCUUGAAGAACAAUCAAAACACAUAAGUCAAAAGGAAGAUGUGACUGCACUAAAAAAACAAAUUUAUGAUUUAUCAAUGGAAAAUCAGAAAGUUAAAAAAGAUCUUUUAGAAGCACAGACAAGCAUAGCCUUCCUUCAGAGUGAAUUAGACGCUCUGAGAAGUGAUUAUGCUAACCAAAGUCUGAACUCUGAGAGGGAUCUGGAAAUAAUCCGAGAGUACACAGAAGAUCGAAAUAGUCUUGAGAGGCAAAUUGAAAUACUGCAAACAGCGAACCGGAAGCUUCGUGACAGUAACGACGGUCUUAGGAGUGCCCUUGAAAACAGCUGCAGCAAGUUCAGCAGAUCCUUGCGUGUAAAUAACAUAUCACCAGGGAAUACAAUUUCUAGAAGCAGUCUUAAAUUUAAUGGUCAUUCUCCUCAACCUCUGGGCUAUGACAGGUCGUCCCGCUCCUCCUAUAUGGAUGAGGACUGUGACUCAUUGGCCCUCUGCGAUCCUAUGCACAGGAUGAAUUGUGAAGUUGACAGCCUGCCCGAGAGCUGCUUUGACAGCGGCUUGUCUACCCUGAGGGAUCCCAACGAGUACGACUCAGAGGUGGAAUACAAACACCAGCCGGGAUUUCAGAGGUCGCACGGGGCGCAGGAGAGCUUUGCAGGCGAUGCUUCAGACACAGAUGUCCCUGAUAUAAGGGAUGAAGAGGCAUACGGCUCUGAAGGUGUGGCUGCUGUCUUAGACUGGAAAUCCCAAGGAUCUGUUAGUGAAGGCAGCGUGGUUGGUUCAAUAAGAAGACCCAUCUCAGCACUUUCACCCCAUACAGACACGGAGAAUGACAGCCCCAACUUGUCUAGCCCACAGAAGGCUUACAAGAUUGUGCUUGCUGGGGACGCUGCUGUGGGGAAGUCCAGUUUCCUCAUGAGACUUUGCAAGAAUGAAUUUCGAGGAAAUACCAGUGCCACCCUGGGAGUUGAUUUCCAAAUGAAAACUCUCAUUGUAGAUGGAGAGCGAACAGUUUUGCAACUCUGGGACACGGCUGGUCAGGAGAGGUUCAGAAGCAUUGCCAAAUCUUACUUCAGAAGAGCGGACGGUGUUUUGCUGCUGUAUGACGUUACGUGUGAGAAGAGCUUUCUUAACGUACGAGAAUGGAUAGACAUGAUUGCGGAUGCAGCCCAUGAGACAAUCCCUAUCAUGCUGGUGGGAAACAAGGCUGACCUUCGAGACUCUGCUUCUGCAGAAGGGCAAAAGUGUGUCUCAGGGUACUUUGGAGAAAAACUGGCCAUGACCUAUGGUGCCUUAUUCUGUGAAACAAGUGCCAAAGAUGGUUCCAAUGUAGUGGAAGCUGUUCUACAUCUUGCUCGGGAAGUGAAAAAAAGAACUGAGGAGGAGGACAGCAAAUCCAUCGCCAACCUGAGUGGGACCAGUUCCAAAAAGUCAGCCCAGAUGAAGAAUUGUUGCAGUGGUUAA